Molecule: messenger RNA, 2671 nt
Organism: Neurospora crassa OR74A
Lineage: Eukaryota; Fungi; Ascomycota; Sordariomycetes; Sordariales; Sordariaceae
Exons: 2
Coding region: 621-2399 (592 amino acids)
Source: RefSeq, a predicted model, not a curated record
GUCUCUGUCUCUCGGCUUCCCAAACCCUCCGGAGAUCUCUUCCAGGCCGUGCGUUUCUUUCAGUUGAGUACGCGUUGCAGCAACAUCAAGUCCGUCGCCACCAUUCACGCUACUGUGCAGAUUGCGGGAUCGACUGCCUGGAUGGCAGCUCGCUGUGGGCUCCAAAAGACGGAAGCUGAAUGAAUGACGGACGUGCAGUCAUCUGGCAUCCGACAGCGACGGGACGAACCCAUCUUCCCCGCAACUCCAAUUGAUCCGUCUAGUCGCAGACUACGUCACAGUGUCCCGCCUUGCACCUACUUACUCACCCGUCCUUGCUUUGCAACAUCGCUUCCCUUCGUUGUGAGGGCCGCACCACUAUACAACUUAACAACACCCGGCACCCUUCUCAGUCUUGUCCUAGAAUAGUCACCUCUGCCAAACACGUCUCCUGUUAUUGUCAAAAUCUGCAGGCAAUCCCUGGGCUCUGGUCGCCGCGAAAAUCAAAACACCACUCAGCUGCACAUAUACCUACGGUGCAUUGCGCUCUCGCUCAAAAGUGCUAAAGUACAGCCACGACGCAUUCGCUUCGCUGUUCCUGCCCGAGAAGUCAAUGACAGACGCAACAACGCCUGGACUCCAUGACAGAAGCGCCACCAAAGCCACAUCCGAUUCACCCCAAGGCCAAAGCUCCAAACAUGGCCACAGUAACUUCUACAGAGACCGAGGACACUCCCGCCAUGUCGCCGUCCACUCUCGAUAGUCGUCCGAUGCGCCGGGCCGCAACCAUCGGCGAAGGGUCCCAGCCAGCCCAACUUCGCCGCCGCCUCGUGAAUUCUCAAUCCACCCUAGGGACCUCGUUUGGAGAGUUCAGGCGACGCAGCUCAACCUUCUCGGACUACAGUCUAGAUGCCGCAAGAAGGAAUCUUCAUCAUGAGAUUUUGAACCCGGCGGCCAGCUUCGAUUCCGAUGAGCAUGGGGCUUCAGAAUCCUCCUUGAUGCCUUUGGCAUUUGCGCUACUGCCAGCCAUUGCAGGCAUGUUUCACAACAAGGGAAGCGACUUCAUUACUGACAUUAUCCUAAUUGUUCUCGCCGCCAUCUUUCUCCAUUGGUCUCUCACAGUUCCGUGGAACAUGUACAAGUCUGCCCAGCAGGUGCGCUUAGAAAACGAGCAAAUCGUCGAAUCAGCCCUCGACGAAGAUGGAACGUCACCCACAGUAACAGCUAUCCAAACACCAUCCGUGGAGGUCGAAGAACCACGUACUCCGAUUGAAAGCAAGCAGACUACCUCUACGAGCGACGAAAACGCUAAACUAGAUAGUCCUGAGAUACCUAUCGCCCCUCAACAAGAACCCCACAGCCCUCGCCACACCCGCCGCGUUGACAAAGCCCUUGGCGAGCUUUACAAAAUCGAAUCGCUCGCUCUGGUACUUUGUUUUGUCUCUCCGUUGAUGAUGGCCUAUUUACUCCAGAUCAUGCGCAACCAGUUCAAGUCAGAGGGCGGGCUCGUCUCUGACUUUUCCCUAACGCUUUACAUCCUCGCAGCCGAAGUUCGGCCUUUUUCGCACCUCAUCAAGCUCAUUCAAGCGCGCACGCUACAUCUCCAGCGCAUCGUCCACAAAAACCCAUAUUCCGAGUCGGCCAUAACUCCAACCAAGUUGCAGGGUAUUCUGGAGCGGCUGGGCGACCUGGAACAACGUGCUACAGGCUUAAAGCCAUCGAAUGGGUCGGCAAACAACCUUGACAACAACGGACAAAACGACGGCUCGGAAGGAGGCCAGGACCAGCAGAACCUGAACCCCAAAGUCCGCGACGGGAUGGUGCGUGAAGUCCGCAAUACGAUUCAGCCCGAUCUGGACGCGCUCAACCGUGCAGUCAGACGCUAUGAGAAAAAGGCUACUGUUUUGGCUUACCAGACAGAGGCAAGGUUGGGCGCGCUGGAUGGCAGACUAAACGAUGCUAUUGCGCUGGCAGCCGCGGCGGCCAAGGCUGGAGGCACUGGUGCCAGACCGCACGGGAACAACAGCCGCGCAACUGGUGCUUCGGGCGCUAAUAGCGGGUUGAGUUUGUUCGGCCUGCUUGCAAAGGCGCUGGAUACGAUUGUCUGGGCGGCGGCCAUGCCGUUCCAGGCAUUGUUGGGUCUUGUUGUUUUGUUCCCGCUGAGGGCGGUGGCAGGCUUUCUGAAGGGGGUAACUGGAGGAAGCAGUAGUAGAAGCCGGAUUGCCGUUGGUAAGGUUAGUGGCACAGGUAUUAUGGGUGACGCGAGGAAAGGGAUCAAUGGGAAUGGAUUUGCGACUGGACCUGGGAAUUCGACCGGAUUCUCUCCAUACGUCGGCGGGGCCGCUGAAUAUGGCUUUUCAGCGAGUGGUAGGAGAAUGACAUCGGGGAGUGGGAGUGGGGCGCGGUAUUCAAGGAGAUGAGUGAAGACUGACUGUAAUGAAGGGAUGAGAAAAGAACCAUGUCGGGCGGCUGGUUCAAUAACCAUGACUCUUUUGGCAUGGGCGCUACCUACGCUGUUCCUGUUGUUACAAAGUAUAUAUUCUUGUGGUUUCAUUUGUCAUAGUUGUCAUGACCUGUUUCGGUAAGGCGCCAGAAAGCGUAGAGCAUUGGGCGAGAUACCAACACCACAAAACCUCAAAAAGUUACAUUAUCACUACAAAAUAGACGAUACCUUUGAAAUCGAUUUCUUACU